CAGGUUUGGAGCGACGUGAGGGAUGCAAAGUGUUUUCUCAGCUAAACAAAAAUGAGUGUGACGUCAUGGUUCCUGGUCAGCAGCACUGGUACUCGUCACCGUCUGCCACGGGAGAUGAUCUUUGUUGGACGGGAGGACUGUGAGCUCAUGUUGCAGUCUCGUAGUGUGGAUAAACAGCAUGCUGUUAUCAACUAUAACCCUGGCACAGAUGAGCACCUGGUCAAGGAUCUGGGGAGCUUAAAUGGGACCUUUGUGAAUGACUUGAGAAUUCCAGACCAAACAUACAUCACCCUCAAACUCUCAGACAUUGUUCGUUUUGGAUAUGAUUCACAUGUGUAUGUUCUGGAAAAGAGUCAACAUAAAGUCCCGGAAGAGGCACUUAAGCAUGAGAAGUACACUAGUCAGCUGCAUAUGGGCCUUAAAACCACAGAGGGAAUGCAACAAAAUCUGCAAGAGGAGAGGUCCAAAUUAGAUCGGUCUGAACGCAAGAGUCUCACAGAGGCCCCUGUACCCCGACCCACACCACUGUAUGGCCAGCCAUCAUGGUGGGGAGAGGAGGACUCUGGGAACAGGGGAACACACAAUGAAAUGCAUAGGUUAGGUAAUGGUCAUUCAGAAGUCACUAAGGAGGGCCCGACAAUUGAGGAUGAAUUCAGCGGUUCUGUUCAGGAGAUCCAUGAUGGCCAGGCCAAGUCAGCCUACCUGUUCCAUCGGGAGCCCAGCUACUUUGAAAUCCCAACAAAGGAGGUCCCGACGCACCCCAAGUCCCCAGUUACAGACCUAAGUGACAUCCCAACCAAAGACACUAAUGUUCCUCUGACCUCCACUGCUCCAGUUGUCCAGAGUCAUGCUUCUUUCACCAUUGAGUUUGAUGACUGCAUGCCAGGCAAGAUUAAAAUCAAAGAUCACGUGACUAAGUUUUCCUCUCGUCAGCGAAGCAAGCAGAAGUCGCCCAGUAAACCUCUGGCAUCCACACCUACAGAGGUGCUGUCAACUGAGAGCAAGGUAGCUGACUGGCUUGUGCACGGUGAUGUUAGCAUGAUGUGCAGGCGGCCACCUUGUGAGGAUGUGUACAGCACUAAGAGUGACCUGGCGAUGCAUAUUAGAACACUUAAAGGACACCAUCAUGAAGAUGGAACCCAGAGUGAUUCAGAAGACCCUGUAAUGAAAGAAAAACACAGCGAGUCUCAUCAUUCCUUGCAAUCCCAAUCAUCAGUACAGUCACACCAGUCAAAUCAAUCAAAUAUAUCCAAACCAUCAGAAUCAUUUCUGUCUCAGCAGUCCAUCUCAGUGCAGAGAACUCAUCAUCCUCAGUCAGUCUCACCAACAAAACACCCUCAAGUAGAUCAUGAGGAAACCGAGGCUCAACCUGUCCAAGAAGCUUCCUCUUCUCCCGGGGUUAAGCCUGUUCACCCUGAGCCUCUUGCCCAACAAGCAUUCAUCAUUGAGUUCUUUGAUGAUAAUCCCCGCAAGAAGCGCUCACAGUCCUUUACCCACAACUCUGCUCAUGCUGACUCCUACUCUGCAUUGAAGGCUAAACUAGAAAGACGCAAAGGUGGAGUUCACGGUGAAAGGCCAGCCUCUAUUCAUGGACAUAUUCCUCCAACGCAACAGGUCACUGUUCCACUGAAAGGUUCAGGCCUUGAAGGUCCACAGCGGUCAAGCUCACUUAAGAGGGAGAAGACAGAAGAGAGUGGAAGCAGUGCAUCCCUUUUGGGGACCUCGUCUCGCUCCACACCAUCCAUCAACAUCAAGCCUUUUGGCAGUGUGGGCAAAAAGUCCAAACUAGCUCAAGAAUUUGCUGCAGAGUUUCUAAAAGACACAGGAAAGACAUCCCCACCUCCCAUGUCUGCACCACCUGUAAUGAUGUCCCCAUCACACACUAAUUUACCUUCUCCACCAGAGCCAUCUAGGUCAUCAACUCUAUACUACCCAUCUUCUCCAUCCCAGCUGCCUGGAUUGUCUCAGUCUCUUCUCCCAGCAUCUUUUCCUGUCCCUUCCCAUGCCCCUGGAAGGGGUCCAGUUUGUAGUGCCUCAUCAAUCUGCUUAGCUGGAUCAUCUGUGCCACAGUUUUCUCCAUUAGGAGUCAGUGGUGUAGACACUCAUGUCUCUAGGGUGACACGAACCGAAGAGGAGGAUAGUUUGAGCGAUGCUGGUACCUACACUAUUGAGACUGAAUUACAAGAUAAGGAAGUGGAGGAUGCUAGAAGUAUGAUUGACCAGGUGUUUGGUGUGUUAGAUGCACCAGAGUACAGUGGUCAGACCCAUGGAGUUUAUAGACCUGUCAUUGAUGAUGGCAAAAAUGAGCAAGAAUUCUUUAGUCAAAGCCAUGGUGGGGCAAGUGAUGUAAUAUCGACAUCAGCACAGGGCCAUGGUGGGGACCAAAUCAGCUCAGUGCAGGCACAUGAUGAUAUUGCAGGGCCAAAAUGGGUUUCCUGCUGGGCCAGCUUAGCGGACACUUACAGUGACCCUGGAGCCAUACAAGAAUCCAUUGGCACUCCACUCCAAGGGGGAUUUACAGACAGAGAAUCUGAGGGCAGUCACGGGACCAGGACCAGAAGACUACUUCCUCAGGUCCCACCUGGAGAUAAACUGGAGAACACAUCCCCCAGUAUCUUGAUCAGGCAUGAGACAAGCAUGGAUCAUGAGCCACCAGAGAAAGGUUCCAGGACACCACAGCAGGAAAACUGUAAUCAGAGGCUUCGUGUCCAAGACGACUUAGACCCAGACAGUCUGAGUGACACUAGCCGUUCAGAUGACAGCUCUGUAUUUGAUAGAAGUGGAAGGAGCCAAGGAAAGAGAGGAGCCACAGCACACUCGUCAUCUGAAAAAUCAAACCAUUCCAGAGGCCGAGGGAUGCCAGCACCCACUCCCAAACCCACCUCAUUUUAUAUUGGCUCUGAGGGUGGUUCAUGCAAGUCAGAUACAUCCAAAAGCCCCCUUCUGUCACAGCCAGACAGAGACCACUCUAAUAAGAUUCCUCCAACCACUGUCUUGAUACAACACUUGAGUGGCCAUGAGCCUAGGCGGACAGUGAAGCCUAAUUCAUCAGCCCCAAAUCUUCAGACCCAGGACAGGGAUGUGGUGCCCACCAAAGAGACAUCCACCUCAUUUGUUAGACAAGAGAGUUUUACCAAAGAUAGGCCAAGUGAUAACAUCCAAGUCAAAAAGCUGCCACAUAUCUCCAGUCAUCCUGCUUUGAGAAGCUUGGAUGCAGGCGAAAGGGUCCGAGAUACAUCUCACUUUCCUAAGGAAGCAGAAAGAUCUUUGGUGUCACCAGAGGACAAGUUGCCUGGAUCAAGUCAGCGAUCAAAAAAAGGGAGGUUUCCUGCACAAGAGGACUCUCUGUCUGGUGAAUCUGACGUUGACACCGCCAGUACUGUGAGCAUGGUCAGCAGUAAAAAUGCACCUAUCAGUGCACCUAAGAAGCGCACUACUGCAAGUGACCAACGUAAGGAGAAAUCAUCUUCCAGCUUACAUGCACAAGAUAAAGGACGACAACCUACAGCCCGUGAACGACUAUCAGAAAAACGCAGAAAUCAUGCCGCUGCAGAAAAUACCAGUAAAGCUGAAGUAUCCCGUCGCCUACAAAUUCGUCGCAGUGCUGGUAACCGUGGUUCUUUAGAUCUUUCAGAGAAUCAGCAUGCUGAACAGGUUUGGCCUGAAACCGCUACUUCUGACCAUGAGUUAAGUUCACGUCCAAACGGCCGCAAGAAACUCACUGUACCCCUGCAGAAGGAGGACCCCAAUAAGGUUACCAAAGUAAGCCAUCAGGUGCUGACCCGAUCAAAUAGCGUUUCAGCCCCAAGACCAACACGUGCCUCCAUGCUCCGGCGAGCCCGGCUAGGUGAGGCCUCUGACAAUGAAGGUGCAGAGACAGACCGCGGAUCUCAGAGCUCCGACCACACAAAGACUGCUGCUGAAGGAAAGAAACUCUCAAGGCUGGAGAUUCUUGCCAUGCCUCGGAAACGCACUAGGUCCUUCACCGUUCCAAGUGACAAUGAGUCCACCUCAAGCAAGCAUGGCAUUUCAAACCGUCCUGCAGACAGUAGUAGUGGUGCGAAGAAAGGGACUUCUGGUGAGGUGAGGCACCCUUCAAGCAAAGGGACUCCAUCCACAGGGAAGCACUCCUCCACUCGUAACCAUUCUAACCAGGUUAAACACAGUAGCACAGCAGGUUCCCACUGUAAACAAAAGGAUUCAGACUGUUCAUCUACCUCAGAGGAGGACGUUGAGAUCAACACCAACUCUAAACACAAACGCUCCCACUCCUCAGCUUCAACUCAGACACAGACACCACAGAAGACGAUUCAUAUGAGGCUAAAAUGCAGCUCUUUGGAAACGGAAGAGGACGAGGCUCAGAAUGAACACUUUCAGAACUGGUCUACUCAUAGUGCAGAGAUUGCCAGGCUGAGUCAAGACCUGGCCAAAGAUCUUGCCAUUCUUGCACGUGAAAUUCAUGAUGUAGCCGGUGAUGGUGACUGCCAGACAUCCUCAGGAAUGGGAAAUACCACUUCCCCUAGCUCCAUGCCCAAUACCCCUGCAUCCACUAUAUCAACCAGAGAAGAGAGACCAUAUGCAUCAUUACAGAGGUUCCUGUCACUUCAGCUGGUACAGCAUAUACCUGAGGCAAGUCUGAACUAUCAAAAGGUUCCUCCAGGCUCAACUAGUCCAAUAGACCAGGACUCAAAUAUGAACGACUAUGACAGUUCCAGACGGCGUCCCUGGAACCGUGAAGAGGUCAUUCUUGACAAUCUAAUGUUGAACCCAGUGUCCCAACUGUCCCAGGCUAUCAGAGAGAACACUGAGCAACUAGCAGAGAAAAUGAAAGUUAUGUUUCAUAACAAGACGGAGGUCUGGGAGGAAAUAGAGGCAAAAAUCAAUGCUGAAAAUGAUGUUCCCAUCCUUAAGACAUCCAACAAGGAAAUCUCAUCAAUUCUCCUGGAACUGAGAAGAGUCCAGAGACAACUUGAGGUGAUCAACACUAUCGUUGAACCUGGAGGAAAGAUGCCCUCUAUAGCAGCAUCUCCCAGGGGAAAGACCAAAGCUGCUUCCAAGGAGUUUACCAGCCCCAGUUCCACUAAUGUCAACACAAGUGCAAAGAGAGGUCCAUGUGGGCCUGAAGAGGGGCGAUAUGUAGUAUAAGCAUCAUCAACAACCUUUGGAGGCUGCCAUCAUGGCAUAUUGGUAAAAGUAUUCAGAGACUAUUUGUGUUGCAAAAACAUCAUAUGCUUUCUGUAAGACUGCUGACACUCUGCACAGGCUAAAAUAGUCAAUACUGUAUUUAUAACAGUUGUAACUCGUGGCUUGCUUGGAUGAUGUGGUCCUUCACGGCUGAGUGAAUGAGUGAAUGUUGUGUUGUGGCAGUACCAUGUCUUAUACGUUUUAAUUGUUUGAAAGCCUUUGUAGCUUUCACUCAAAGUUCAGUGUCAAUCAUUUUGUGCACUUGGCUGCUACUAAUUUACAGCAAGAAAUAAGUGUUGACACACCUCACUUUAGCCUGUAAAAUGAUACUGAAUUAGUCAACGAGGGCAUAGCCUUUAGGGCGCCUGCUUCGCCAAACGUGAGUUCUUUAAUGAUUGAUUUAACUGAUGAAUGUUUUGAAAGAUUCAAAUGUAAUAUUGGUGCUUCUGAGAAUAUGGCUACUGAUGAAUAACCACACAGAUCAUAAAAUAGGUUCAAAUUGUCAAAAAGUGACAUUGAUUGUUAAGAUAGGCUAAGUGUACUGGGAAAAUUGUGAUCAGAAUCGAUUGAGCAAAUAAUUGUAUUUUUUUGCAUCUAUAUUACAUAUGUAUGGGGUGUUGAGUCGAUGUGUGUGAGCGGGUGCUUAGUGCUAGAACAUAAUAGUAUCAUGUGUGUUGCUGUGUGUUAGAGGUGAAAAAGAAAAACAGGUUACACUCACUCUGCCCAGAUAUAUUUUAUGAUUGUAUUGGAUGACAAAAAUCUAUUUUUGAGUCUGAUUGUUGCUCUGGUUCACUUGAAGAAACAUAAAAACAACAACUGGAUGUUACAAGUUAGCGCUCUCUUGUUUGUAUUUUAGCCAUGUAGGUGUCGGUUACUCUAUGUAUUUGUGUGAUAGCUAUAAAAUUAUUAGAGGGAAGUUUAAAAACUGUUUUUAAUCGACUCAUUGGGUCAAAAACAGUAAUGUAUCUCAAAACUGUAAUUUAGGGAGUUAUACAAAUCUGCAACUCUUCUGUUGUUUAAAUCUUAGAUUUUAGUUCGAGGCUGGCAUGUUUUGUGAAUGUGCAGUUAACUAUUGGCACAAAUCAGACCAACAGAACAGUUGUAGUUAAAAUACAGGGUAUGUUACAUUGAAACUAAUGCAAUAUAUAAAAUGUGCUUAAAUUACAUACAGCAUCUAGCCAUCUACACUGAAUUAUGUGGGAAAUGACAGCGUGUUAGUAUUGUAUUUUCCUGCUGUACCAUCACAACUUGCAGUCCUGUUGCAAGAUUGGGAGGAAAAAAUCCUAAAAAUCUGCACUAAGAAAUGAUUGUAUAUCUGUAUUUUAUGGUUUAGCAGUUUAUCAUAAGUUUGCUUUCGUUUUGGCUGGAUGUUACGAAUGGUUCGAUGUAUGAAAGAAUAAAAAUACAAAUGAAAGAAUUAUUUAAUAAAUAUUGCAUGUGUACCAUACGAAAUGUAAGUGGGCCAAAGCUAGAAAUUGUUUACCAGCUGUGUGUUUGUCCAUAUGAAGAACUGCAGCAGUUGGUGAACAUUUACAUUUAUAAUGCCUAGUAAAGACAGCCGCAAAUAUGGUGACUCAAGAUGCAAUUGUAUGUUUUGUGCUGGAGCACUAAGUUGUCUGUAUGUAUUCCUGCAUUUGUUUUCUUUGAGUCACCUUCAAUAUCAAGCCUUCAAGUUCAUUGCCAGCUUUGAACUUGACAACUGUAUUUAGACGUUCUCGGAAGUGAAGCUGAGAACACAAAUUCUAGUCUGAAUCAUCUAUGUAUGCAUUUAUCUCACUGGCUUUGCCCUUUACACCAAGACAUUUUCCUAAUUACAUGUAUCUCAUCCCAUGAGAUCCAGUCUUUAAUCUUCAUAAGCCUUGAAUUACUGAGAUUGGUGUCACUUUCACAUUUACAGUAUAUUUCAUUUACCUGCAUUACAGGACACAUGUACCUACACUAUUAAAAUACAUAAACAUCCUGCAUACAGUUGAAAAUUCAAAUUAAACUGUUUUUGCUAAACACUAUAAUUUACAUUUUUAUUCUCUACUUUUAUCAUAAGCAAUGAGUAGUGUACAUUUUUUGUAAUUUUGUUAUUACAUUUUAAAGAAUGUCACUAAUAUCAUCUUAUGCAUCAUCCAAAGU
Messenger RNA from Xyrauchen texanus (razorback sucker), 7308 nucleotides. Its product is annotated as centrosomal protein of 170 kDa protein B-like. NCBI's taxonomy places the organism in Eukaryota, Metazoa, Chordata, Actinopteri, Cypriniformes, Catostomidae. The record is from RefSeq and is a predicted model, not a curated record. The transcript is spliced from 20 exons. Gene Ontology annotation, molecular function: protein binding. Bases 52 to 5145 code for a protein of 1697 amino acids.